Penicillium salamii is the source of this 1035-nucleotide messenger RNA. NCBI's taxonomy places the organism in Eukaryota, Fungi, Ascomycota, Eurotiomycetes, Eurotiales, Aspergillaceae. The record is from the annotation of a GenBank genome assembly.
AUGGCAAGUGCAAGGACCUGGCCCUCGAGAGAAGGCUUCACAGCAGACGUGCUAGGUACUCUUAUAUCCCGAAGCAUCCUUGAUCCAUGGAAGGUGAUCCCUCUCUUUGCCUUUGCCCAAUAUACAACCAAGGGACAGGCUCUACUUUCGUCGCAUCCAAAGCUUCUCAAAGCCCUGCGUCAGCUUGCAGCCCUCGCUCUCCUAUCCCGCCUCAGCAACUGGCUGACUCGACGCACCCUCAAUAACGGCUUCAGCGACUCAUAUGACUGGAACAAGGAAGUCAUUGUCAUCACAGGUGGCAGCAAUGGCAUCGGUCAACGUAUCGCAAACCUGCUAGGCGAGAAGGAUAUCAAAGUUGCCAUCCUGGACAUAUCACCUCCAGACUCCCUCCCCAACAGCACCCGCUUCUACCAAUGCGACAUAACCUCACCUAGUGAAAUCGCCACAGCAGCCCAAGCAAUCCGCUCCUCCUUCGGCCGCCCAACAAUCCUAAUCAACAACGCCGGAGUCUGCACCGGCAAAACAAUCCUCUCCUCCACCCCCGAGCAAACCCGUCGCACCUUCGACAUAAACACCCUCUCACACUAUGCUCUCGCCAAAGAAUUCCUCCCAGACAUGGUCUCCGCUAACCACGGCAUGGUCGUCACCAUUGCUUCUCAGGCUGGUUACGCUGUUACACCCAGUAUGGUCGAUUACUCUGCCUCCAAGGCUGCGGCAAUUGCCUUUCAUGAGGGAUUGGCCGCUGAGCUGGUGACAAGGUACUCGGCGCCUCGGGUUCGGACUGUGCUUGUGACGCAGGGAUUUACGAAGACGGCUUUCAUUAAGGAUCUUACACCUGAGGAUACGUGGUUUAAUCCCCUGUUGCAGCCGGAGAGUGUGGCGAAGGCGGUGGUGAGGCAGGUUUUGAAGGGGGAGAGUGGAGUGGUUGUUUUGCCGGGCUCGGCGGGGUGGAUUGCCACUAGGUUGAGGGGGUAUCCGGGGUGGUUUCAACAUUUGUUGAGGUGUCGGUUGGAGAAGUUGAUGCGGACGGAGUGA